CCUAGGUGGGGCGGGCGCCUCGCCCCCGAGGCCUGCCCCGAGCCGCGUCCUCCAAGAGCCGCCUCCCCGAGGCCUCCUCCCUUUUGUCGCGCUGCCGGCUCUCUAGGGUCACUCUCCGCCGGCGUCCGAGCCCCACGCGCUCCUCUCCUCUCCACCACCGCCGUCGAGAUGCUGGCCUGCGGCCUGGCCUGCGAGCGCUGCAGGUGGAUCCUGCCCCUGCUCCUGUUCAGCGCCAUCAUUUUCGACAUCAUCGCGUUGGCCGGCCACGGAUGGCUACAGUUGAGCGGUACCGAAGAGUACUCCUCGCUGUGGUCGCGGUGUAACCCUGACGGCAAAUGCGACAGCCUCAUGAAAUUUGCGUGGGGAAAGGCAGCUGCCGCCAUGCUCCUCUGUGGCUUCAUCAUCCUGGUGAUCUCUUUCAUCCUCUCUUUCUUUGCCCUCUGCGGAUCCCAAAUGCUUGUCUUCCUGAGAAUGAUUGGAAGCCUCCUGGCCCUGGCUGCUGUGUUCCAGAUCAUCGCCCUGGUAAUUUACCCUGUGAAGUACAACGAGACCUUUAACUUGGCUCACAGCGCUGGUGGCAUCUACAUCUAUAACUGGGCCUACGGCUUUGGGUGGGCGGCCACGAUUAUCCUGAUUGGCUGUGCCUUCUUCUUCUGUUGCCUCCCCAACUAUGUAGAUGACCUGCUGGGCAAUGCCAAGCCGAGGUACUUCUACACAUCUCCCUAAGGUGAGGAAUGAGCAGAAGAACAUCACUGCUGCUGAGAUGGACUCCAGAGAAAGAAACUGUUUCCCCCGGAAUACUCUGAACCUAUGUUUGGGGCAGUGUUCAUAUCAUUAAACUAUAGUCAAAAUGCUACAAUACUUUGGGAGAGGAUAUUUCUUAAAUAGUUUUAGAGUUUCAUAUUCAUCUUUUAUCUGUGAUUUGUAGAGUUAAACAAGACUUACUUCUUUUAACUAAUUACCUAAUUACUAAUAUGCCAGUGUUUCCUUAUAUCUAGCCAUACCAUUUAUAUUGCAUUUGUAAAAGAAUAUGAGAAGGAAACUUACGUAAUUUAUAAGGUAAAAAUGAGAAGGCUUCAGAGAUUUGAGUAAUCUGAUCAGGUUUCUGUUUUUCCCAGAUGGAAUGAACGGGGUCUAUUAAGGACUAAGGAGAAGAGGAAGAUAUUGGUAAAAAUUGCCAGUGACCAAAUAUUCUAAAAGAAAUGCAAAAAAUAAAUAUUUUUUCAAACCUUCUGCUAUUUAAAGAAGCCAAAUCAUUUCCUAAAUGCAUAUCAUUUGUGAGGAUUUCUAAUUAACAUCAUGAAUAACUGAUUUGGGGCUAAGCUUCCCGUUAACUUGAUAUGGCAUCUAGGAAAGUAUUCUUUCAUAGCCAAAGCCUGUUGCAGUAGUAAGACCUCCUUAAGUAGUGAAAUCUUAAGAUGAAAUUUUCUCUUUUAAAGUGGUUUGUAGGGUUGGGGUGUGGUAAAGUGCUACUAAUAAUUCUGCGCUGUUUGGUGUCUGUAUGUUCUAGACUAGGGUAGACUGGAUUAAAAGGUGGAUUGGUCUAAUUCUUCGUAACCUCUAGGUGGGAUUAGGUUGUUUAGUAAACCAUUAGGAGGGCCAUUCCCAUCACAAAGUAACGUGAAAACAGCCUAAAGAGAAGAAAUGGCUUGAAUUUUUCGCCUUAGGCUUGACCAGGCUCUAAUCGUGUAGACACAGCUUCUGAUAGAUUGCAGCUGUAAUCAAAAACUCAAAUACGGUUAAAAACCUGGUUUCCCUUGGUAAACAGAUUAAAAAUAUCUGAGGUAAAACAUGCAACAGGAGAAUUCAGGGAUGUGGGAUUUCUCUGAAUGGCAAAUAUGAUAUAUCACAUGGAUUUUUUUUUAAUAUUUGUACUUAUGUAAUGAAAACCAAUUCAUUUUAUGUAUCAAAUUAUUAUCUUAUAAGUUGUAAAAAUAAGCAGUUGCAGUUUUCAU
Globicephala melas (long-finned pilot whale) is the source of this 1955-nucleotide messenger RNA. RefSeq names its product p53 apoptosis effector related to PMP22 (gene PERP). Lineage: Eukaryota; Metazoa; Chordata; Mammalia; Artiodactyla; Delphinidae. Gene Ontology annotation, biological process: cell-cell adhesion. The record is from RefSeq and is a predicted model, not a curated record. Gene Ontology annotation, cellular component: cell-cell junction; membrane.